This is a messenger RNA of Lonchura striata (white-rumped munia), 849 nucleotides long. NCBI's taxonomy places the organism in Eukaryota, Metazoa, Chordata, Aves, Passeriformes, Estrildidae. The record is from RefSeq and is a predicted model, not a curated record.
AUGUCCCAUCCCCAGGUGGGCCUCCCGGAGCCGCAGGUGAAGCGCUGCGCCGCCCAGGUGUCCUCGGCCCUGGCUUACCUGCACGGCCACGCGCUGGUGCACCGCGACCUGAAGCUGGACAACGUCCUGGCCUUCGACCGCCGCUGCCACCUGGUCAAGGUGGGCGACUUCGGCCUGACGCGCGUGCAGGGCUGGCAGGUGCGGCCGGCGCGCGGCCCCGCGCCCUACUGCGCGCCCGAGCUGCUGCAGGUGCGCGCAGGUGAGGCGCGGCGGCGGCACCUGGAGCCCGCGGCGGACACCUGGGCGUUCGGCGUGCUGCUCUUCGCGCUGCUCACCGGCACCUUCCCCUGGGCCUCACCUGAGCGCUCCGACCCCGCCUUCCGCCGCUUCCGCACCUGGCAGGGCGGCGGCCGCUCAGGUGAGCCAGGUGCGGCCCGGCCGCCGCGCACCUGGCGGGGCCUGGGGGCCGAGGGGAUGGAGAUGCUGCGGGGGUUGCUGCACCCCCGGCCCGCGCGGCGCUGCCCACCUGGAGAGGUGCUCAGGUACCUGGGAGGGGCCUGGGCAGGUGAGCGGGGACAGGUGGGAGACACGGGUGAGGGGGGGCAGGUGAGCUCUGACGGGGAGGAGGGACAGGUGAGCUCUGAAGAAGAGGAGGGACAGGUGAGCUCUGCAGGGGAGGAAGGACAGGUGAGUUCUGAAGAGGAGGAAGGACAGGUGAGCUCUGAAGAGGAGGAAGGACAGGUGAGCUCUGACGGGGAGGAGGGACAGGUGAGCUCUGAAGAGGAGGAGGGACAGGUGAGCUCUGACGGGGAGGAGGGACAGGUGAGCUCUGAAGGUGAAAGCGGCCAG